Messenger RNA from Gossypium raimondii (Peruvian cotton), 2306 nucleotides. RefSeq lists its product as uncharacterized. Gene Ontology annotation, biological process: proteolysis. Bases 1 to 2019 code for a protein of 672 amino acids. Lineage: Eukaryota; Viridiplantae; Streptophyta; Magnoliopsida; Malvales; Malvaceae. Gene Ontology annotation, molecular function: cysteine-type endopeptidase activity. The transcript is spliced from 4 exons. The record is from RefSeq and is a predicted model, not a curated record.
AUGGCAGCCCGCAUGUUUGUGUGUGUGUAUAUAUAUGGGUUCUUCCUGCAACAUCCGAAUCAGAAGACAAGCAAACUCAAAGACAGAAUGAAGACAGCUCUUCUGGUGGGAUGCAACUACCCCAACACCCCCUACAAGUUGAAAGGAUGCAUAAAUGAUGUGCAUGCCAUGAGAGACGUGAUUUUGAAAAGGUUUAACUUUGAUCCUCAACAUGUUGAGCUCAUAACUGAUGAACCAGGGUCCCCAAAAAUGCCUACACGUGCAAACAUUAUGGCUGGACUUGCAGAAAUGGUGAAAGAGGCUAAAGAAGGAGAUGUCCUAUUAUUCCACUUCAGUGGACAUGGAGUUGAGGCAGACAUGAAACCAGGCCGGAAGGAUGAUGCGAUCGUGCCUUGUGAUCUCAAUCUCAUUUAUGACGUGGACAUCAGGCACUUGAUUCAGCAGCUGCCAAAAGAAACAAGCUUCACAAUCGUUUCAGAUUCGUGCCACAGCGGUGGUCUCAUCGACAAAGAGAAAGAACAAAUUGGACCCCAUAAGGGUAUAGCACCAUCGGUUGACGCCCAGAAGAGGGGAAUUUCACUUGAAUCAAUACACCAAGGCCUACAAACAGCAGCCAACGUCAUAAACGCCGCAUCAGACGUAUUGGGCACAACAGUUGCCUUCGGCACUACUGGAUUAGAUAUUGUCAGCAACAUUGGCCAUCUUUUGACCGGAAUCUUUCGAGACAACGUCAGUUUAAAAUUCCGACCCUCUCAGGAGCCAAGGUCAUUAACGGAGGAUGAGGGGAUUCUAUUAAGUGGGUGCCAAGCCGAUGAGCUAUCCCUUGAUUUGGAACCGGGUGACAAAACCCAAGGAAAGGCGUAUGGGGCCUUUACAUAUUCACUUCAAAAGAUUAUCAACGAGACCCAUGGUGCAUUAACCAAUAAACAGCUUGUGAUGAAUGUUAGGGAUGAAAUAACCAGCCUUGGAUUUCACGAGCAACACCCUUGCCUUUAUUGCAGUGAUAAGAAUGCUGGUACAGCUUUCUUGGCCACCAUUCCAACACCCUUAGCCUUUCCCAUGAUUAACGAGCUGGUGCCUAAAAAGAAAGCUGUUCUUGUGGGUUGUAAUUACCCAAAGACCCCUUACAACCUGAAAGGAUGCAUAAAUGAUGUGGAGAACAUAAGAAGGUUGAUUAUGAAAAGGUUUAACUUUGAUCGACAUUUUAUUAAGGUGCUGACUGAUAAUUAUAUACCAGGCUCAUGCGCUAUGCCUACGGGUAUAAAAAUUAAGGCUGCACUUUAUGAAAUGGUGAAAACUGCUAGACCAGGAGAUGUCCUGUUCUUCUACUUUAGUGGACACGGAACAGCUGUUCCUGUUUUGAAACCCGGUCAGCCUCUCAGACUGGAUGAAGCUAUCGUGCCUUGCGAUUUUAAUCUUAUCACUGACGUGGAUUUCAGGGAUUUAGUUAACCAACUACCCGAAAGAGUAAACUUCACGAUCCUUUCAGAUUCGUGCCACAGCGGUGGUCUCAUCGACAAAGAGAAAGAACAAAUCGGACCCAACACUUUACGGAAGGGCGAAAAAUCACCGGAGUGUAUAACUCGGGGUAAGAGCAUUGAAUUUCCUGUCAUACAUGAUAUCAUAGACCUAGUAUCAGAUGCUGCCCACCAAGCAACAAACAUAGCGGAGCAGUUUUUUGGAUUCUUCGGAAGGGAUAUUGUGUCUCUCAAAUUCAAUCACGAAGCUGCAAAGCAAAAGGGGUUAUUGGGUUUGCAGCCACAUGAAGAUAAAGGGAUAUUGGUAAGUGGGUGUGAAGCAUACGAGACAUCAUUCGACGUGGUCCUCGACGGAAACUCGUAUGGGGCGUUUACCGAUGCAGUGGUGAAAGUAUCUAUGGGAGGAUAUGUUAAAAUCAGCAAUAAGGAUCUUGUGACGAAAGCUCGAGAUAUUUUGAAGCAAAAUGGAUUUGAUCAAACCCCUUGCCUUUAUUGCAGUAAUGCCGAUUUAGAUGCAGAUUUCUUGGGUGAGGUUGCUUAACUAUUGAUCGAAAUGGUGUUGCUUCGGCUGUCAAAACGUAGAAUAAUAAUGUGAUAUAUGUUCAUCGUUGGUUGCACUACUAGUAAUGCUGUAAUAAAUUUGAGAGCAACUGCUAUCAUUGUUUAACCAAGGUCCCUACCUUCUUAUGUGUUAUCAUAUGUUUGUUUUGCUUGAAAAUCUAGAGCACCCUCUGUAUUGGAAGUUAAGGCUUUCAUCCUUAUUCCAUUUCCUAUGUUUCAUCAUAGUAAAUAAAUAAAUAAAGGUAUAAUAUCAAAUUUAACCCUCAA